AUGGCGCAACUUGAAACGCUUGUUCACCGCCGCGGAUUGGCCAAAGGUAAGGUGACCAAGAUUUAUAAUACCAUUAUACCACAAGAAGCAGAGGAAGUUCCCGUGCUAAGCCAAGCCCAGAUCAAAGUCUUCACCAAGAAGCUUGAUUCUGUUAGAAGAGAGUAUGAAGAUUUGCACGAGAAGAUUUUGUCCUUAGUGUCCGCCGAGGACAUGACUAAUCAUGAUGGGCAUUUUGAAGACUUCGACAAGCUUUGUGACACGGUUGCCAUCAUGCUAGAAGAACGUGCUGAAAUGCAAACUAUUCCAAUCCAGGCAGUCGUUGCACGACAAAACGCUUCUGCUCCUUUAGUAGUGCACCAACCUCUUAGAAUGCCAAUCCCAACAUUCGAUGGAAGGUAUGAGAGCUGGCCUAAAUUCAAGGCCAUGUUCUUAGAUCUGGUCGACAAGGCCCCCGACCCACCAGCUGUAAAACUAUACCAUCUUGAUAAAGCAUUAGUGGGUAGUGCAGCUGGCUUGAUAGAUGCAAAGACCAUCAAUGAAGGUAACUACGCCCACGCGUGGGAAAUUCUUGAGGAAAGGUACGAAAACAAGCGCCACGCAAUCGAUGCACACAUCAAUGGAUUAUUGCACCUAACCAAGAUGACCAAGAAAAAACCAUGUCGAGCUCCGAAAUUUGGAGUGUCUGAGCAGAUCGUAGUUCAUCUGCUUGCAGCAGCAUUGGAUAAAGAUACCAGAAGGCGUUGGGAGUCGACCGUCAAGCAUGGCGAACUUCCAGGAUAUGACAUCAUGCUGAAAUUCCUGAAAGAUCAGUGUUUCGUUUUAGAAAGAUGCGAAUAUACCAACCCUAAACAGACGCAAUAUCAGAUCAAGCAAACCGUCACAUCGAAUAAGACAUUUGCUAAGUCCCACGCAACCGUGGCUUCAUCAGAAAACGAGCUUCAAUGUGAUUUCUGUGGUAAAGGUCACCAGAAUUACACGUGUCCUGAGUUUAAGGCUCUAACAACGCAGCAAAGGCUGGCCAAAGUUCGAGAACGGAACGUCUGUUUCAACUGCAUGAGAAAGGGACAUCGUAGCAGCAAGUGCCCAUCCGACAAAACCUGCUUUAAGUGCAAACGACGACAUCACAGUCUUAUUCACUUCGAGGAGAAGAAAAAUCCGCCUGUAGAAGAAAGGAAACCGAUGAGUGAAUCCGAAUCUGUCCAGACCAAAAAUACACCAGAGAAAGUAGAUCAACCAGUGCAACUGACUACUGCAUCCUGUUCCAAUGAAUUUUCAAUGCAGUCCGUUCUGCUUCUUACCGCCGUGGUAGAAGUCAUGGACAGACACUACAAGCCCCACCAGUGUAGAAUCUUGUUGGAUAGCGCAUCCCAAGCCAAUCUCAUUUCUCGAUCAAUGAUGAACAAGUUAGGAUUAAAGGAGCUUCCGUCGAAUGUCACCGUAAAGGGUGUAAAUUGUACCAGUACUCAUUCAUCGACUAGCAACGUGGUAGAGAUCCGAUCCUACUACUCCGACUUCCGAGCCAGCGUUCAAUGCUUAGUGACUGAUAGAGUGACAGCAAGUUUACCCUCGUCAAGCUUCGAUGUCAGCAACUGGAUUCUUCCAGCAGGUGUUAAAUUAGCCGACCCGACUUUCAAUCAAUCUGGCGAAAUCGACAUGCUAAUUGGAAGCCAAUGGUUCCUGAAGCUGCUGCUCCCCGGGGAGAUAUCGUUGACUGAAAAUCUCCCAAUCCUCAAGGAGACUCAGUUUGGCUGGGUCAUAGGUGGUAGUUACAUGGGAAAUACGACAUCCGAGAUGGUUAUUUAUUCCCAUUCCGUAACCGUCGACGAUUUGGAUAAGCUGAUUCGUCGAUUCUGGGAGUUAGAAGAAAUUUCCAGUCCAAACCAAAGAUCCAGUGAAGAAAUAGAAUGUGAGCAACAUUUCAUGUCCACCCAUCGACGAGAUGCAUCUGGGAGAUAUGCGGUGCAGCUUCCACUCAAAGAGUGUUCCAGCAAGCUUGGUGAUUCCAGAGUUAUGGCACUUCGACGAAUUUACGCUUUAGAAGGAAGGUUGACCAAACAUCCGGAUCUGCAGCGACAAUAUAUUGAAUUUAUGACGGAAUAUGAAGAACUUGGACACUGCAAGGAGGUGUUUGAAUGCCACGAUAAGCCUGAUAUCAACAAGUGGUACCUACCGCAUCAUGCUGUAAUCCGUCCGUCGAAUACCACUACAAAGUGCCGUGUUGUAUUCGAUGCCUCUGCAAAGAUUUCUGGUCUGUCCUUGAAUGACGUCAUGAAAGUAGGUGCUAUUACCCAAAGUGAUUUGCAAUCGAUCGUCUUGCGCUUCCGCAAGCCUCGUUAUGUGAUGACUACGGACGUAGAGAAAAUGUACAGACAGGUGGUUGUGGACAACUGUCACUCUCCUUUGCAACGAGUAUUCUGGCGAAAGGAUUCAUCUGCUCCCAUCCGUGUUUUAGAAUUGACAACCGUCACCUACGGUACUUCUUGUGCUCCUUUCCUAGCAACUAGAGCACUCAACCAACUUGCCAUCGACGAGAAAGAAAAAUUCCCAAUGGCAUCUGAAGUAGUCGAAAGGAGCUUUUACGUCGACAAUGCUCUGUUUGGCUAUGAUGAAAUAUCUCAAGCAUACGAAGCCCAAAUACAGUUGAUUCAAUUGCUCAAGGCGGGUGGGUUCCACUUGCAUAAAUGGUCAUCGAAUAGUUUGGAGCUGUUAGGUGCCAUUCCUGAAGCGGACCGAGAGCAGCUGGUCAGCUUUGCACAAUCGGGAGCGAAUGAAGUAAUAAGCAUGCUGGGAUUGAUGUGGGACCCUACGACUGACGAAUUGCUAUUCGUGUCUAUGCCCUCCUGUGACAUCACGAUACCAACCAAACGACAAGUCCUAUCGCUUAUUGCUAGAAUGAAAAUUUGUGAUGCAGCUAACCUGGAAGGAAGACAUCGAUUGGGAUGA
Malaya genurostris is the source of this 2943-nucleotide messenger RNA. RefSeq lists its product as uncharacterized. The transcript has 3 exons. Lineage: Eukaryota; Metazoa; Arthropoda; Insecta; Diptera; Culicidae. The record is from RefSeq and is a predicted model, not a curated record. Gene Ontology annotation, molecular function: zinc ion binding; nucleic acid binding. The coding region runs from base 1 to 2943 and encodes 980 amino acids.